GGAGGUGCUGAUCCAAGAGCUGAGGACACAACAGGGAAGUCAGAUGUUGUUCGCACUGUUUGGAGUUAUGAUCCUGUAACUUGUAAUUGGCUUAGAGAAACCGAAAUGCUCACACCUAGGAAAAAUUUUGGCUUGGUGGUAAGCGGUGGAAAAUUAUAUGCCAUUGGUGGACAAGAUAAAAAAGGACGUGUUUUGUCAUCAGUGGAGUGUUUCAACCCGACAGUUGGGGUGUGGGAAGAAAUGUCAUCUUUAGCAGUUGGUCGUAUGGGAAUGGCAGCCACAAAAUUUCGAGACUUCAUUUGGGUGGCUGGCGGAAUGAUGAGUUUGAAAAGCACAUCUUUGAGCAGUGAUGUGGAGUGUUAUGAUACAAGGCGAAAUAUGUGA
Messenger RNA from Gryllus bimaculatus (two-spotted cricket), 384 nucleotides. NCBI's taxonomy places the organism in Eukaryota, Metazoa, Arthropoda, Insecta, Orthoptera, Gryllidae. The record is from the annotation of a GenBank genome assembly.